AUGACUGUGCAAACACUGGCCGUGGCCGUGAUCACGGUGGUUUACUUUCUCAUCCGAUAUUUCAAUCGCACGGAUGUUCCCAAGAUCAAAGGUUUGCCCGAAGUUCCUGGGGUGCCAUUGUUCGGAAAUCUCCUGCAACUAGGGGAUCGGCAUGCCCAAGUGACGGCCAAGUGGGCAAAGAAGUUUGGCCCCGUCUUUCAGGUUCGGAUGGGGAACAAGAGGAUUGUCUUCGCCAAUAGUUUUGACUCCGUCCGGCAACUAUGGAUCAAAGACCAAUCCGCAUUGAUUUCUCGUCCAACCUUCCAUACCUUUCACAGUGUCGUCUCCAGCUCGCAGGGGUUCACAAUCGGUACCUCGCCCUGGGAUGAGUCCUGCAAGAGACGGCGGAAGGCUGCCGCCACGGCUCUCAAUCGCCCAGCCACGCAAUCGUACAUGCCCAUCAUUGACCUGGAGAGUAACUCGAGCAUCAAAGAGCUCUACCGUGAUAGCAAAGAUGGCACGGUGGACAUCAAUCCGACGGCCUACUUUCAACGAUACGCCCUCAACACCAGUCUCACCCUGAAUUACGGCUUUCGCAUCGAGGGCAACGUGGAUGACCAGCUACUGAAGGAGAUUGUCGAUGUGGAGCGCGGUGUGUCCAACUUCCGCAGCACCUCCAACAACUGGCAGGAUUACAUCCCGCUCUUGCGAAUCUUCCCCAAGAUGAACAACGAGGCCGAGUCAUUCAGGGUGCGGCGUGACAAAUACCUCACCUUCCUUUUGAACAUGUUGAAAGAUCAGAUUGCCAAGGGCACUGACAAGCCUUGCAUCACUGGGAAUAUUCUCAAAGACCCCGAAGCCAAAUUGAAUGAUGACUCCACCCCACUCCGGCGAGUGAUUGCGGCUGUCCUUGCUAAGACCUCAAUCCUGUUCCCUGCAGCUGAAAUCAAAUCCAUUUGUUUGACCAUGGUCUCCGCGGGAUUGGACACCGUUCCCGGAAAUCUGAUCAUGGGAAUCGCGUAUCUGGCGUCGGAAGAAGGCCAACGGGUCCAAGCCAAGGCAUACGAGGAGAUCAUGAAGGUCUACCCCAACGGCGACGCGUGGGAAAAAUGUCUGGUUGAGGAGAAGGUCCCUUAUGUCACGGCUCUGGUCAAAGAAACUCUGCGAUUCUGGAGCGUCAUUCCGAUUUGCCUGCCUCGUGAAAGCACCAAAGACGUGGAGUGGAAUGGUGCUGUCAUUCCCGCCGGCACGACUUUCUUCAUGAACGCCUGGGCUGCGGAUUACGACCCGGACCAUUUUGAGCAACCGGAAAAGUUUGUGCCUGAGCGCUACUUGGAACUGGGAGAGGCGUCCGGGACGCCUCAUUACGGGUACGGCGCAGGGUCUCGCAUGUGUGCGGGUUCGCACUUGGCGAAUCGAGAACUUUACACGGCCUUCCUGAGGCUCAUUACGGCCUUCCGGAUGGUACCAGCAAAGGCAACCGAAGAUCAGCCCAUCUUGGAUGCCUUGGAGUGCAAUGCCAUUCCCACCGCAUUAACGACGGAGCCAAAGCCGUUUAAGGUGGGCUUCACAGCUCGCGAUCCCGAGAAGCUCAAGAGGUGGAUGGCCGAGAGUGAUGAGAGGACCAAAGAUCUAUGA
Molecule: messenger RNA, 1617 nt
Organism: Penicillium oxalicum
Lineage: Eukaryota; Fungi; Ascomycota; Eurotiomycetes; Eurotiales; Aspergillaceae
Product: cytochrome P450
Exons: 4
Coding region: 1-1617 (538 amino acids)
Molecular function (GO): monooxygenase activity; oxidoreductase activity, acting on paired donors, with incorporation or reduction of molecular oxygen; heme binding
Source: RefSeq, a predicted model, not a curated record